Fundulus heteroclitus (mummichog) is the source of this 3672-nucleotide messenger RNA. It is a transcript of the gene letm2, whose product is annotated as leucine zipper-EF-hand containing transmembrane protein 2. The coding region runs from base 268 to 1815 and encodes 515 amino acids. Gene Ontology annotation, biological process: intracellular monoatomic cation homeostasis. Gene Ontology annotation, molecular function: ribosome binding. Gene Ontology annotation, cellular component: mitochondrial inner membrane. The record is from RefSeq and is a predicted model, not a curated record. Lineage: Eukaryota; Metazoa; Chordata; Actinopteri; Cyprinodontiformes; Fundulidae. The transcript is spliced from 11 exons.
UGACCUUUAUGUGCAGCCGCCCGUAGAGGCUGCGGCUCGUAUUCUCAUAGGCAUAAAGUCGACGCGCACGGAGACGGUUUAACCUGUAAACCCACUGUAAAUGGGUUUAUCACUACACCGGACGUUUAUUCCGCGUAUUCCCCUCACGUCUACAGUCUGUUUUGCAUGGAUAACGUCGUCCACGUCUCACCGAGAAGCCUUACUACGCAGCGGCAGCCAUAGCUUGGUCACUGACGCCGGAGCAGAACACUGUGAUCGGACUCUGCCAUGGCAGUCUUUAGUCACCAGGCGAUCCUGGCAGUCACCAGAUCAAGAGGGUCCUAUUUGUUGUCCAAGAGGCACAGCUGCUCCCCUCUUUCUUCCAAAGCUUAUCUGCACCUAGACUCUCCCCGUCACGUCUCCUCCCCAUUUCCCCCGCGACACGCCCGCCACAGCUACCCUCACUGCGCCCGGGUCCACUCCUUCAGCCGCGGCGACAGCUCCGUCCUGCUCGCCCGCGCCCUGCACAGCUCGGCCGUCUGGCUCCAGGAUAUAAAGCAGGGCGACACUAAAGCAUCUCCAGCGGCUGCCCAGGACGCUCCCGCGGCGGACAAAAAAGACUCCCCGGCGGUCGCACCUGACUCUCAGCCUCCGUCAGCUCCCGCUCCGGCGUCCACCGCCGCCGCUGUGGCACCGGCAGCCCUUCCUCCAGUUCAGGAGAAAGCAAUUGUGAAGAAAUCUCUGUAUCAGAGGACUGUGGAUGAGUUUAAACAUUACUACCAUGGCUUCAGGUUACUGGGCAUUGACACCAAGAUUGCUGGCAGGAUGGUGUGGAGGCUGCUGCAUGGGCAAUUGCUGACGCGCAGGGAGAGGAGGAGGCUGCUGAGGACCUGCGCUGACCUCUUCCGCCUGGUGCCCUUCAUGGUGUUCAUCAUCGUUCCUUUCAUGGAGUUCCUCAUUCCCGUCUUCCUCAAGCUGUUCCCAGAAAUGCUGCCCUCCACCUUUGAGACGGAGUCUAAAAAGGAGGAGAAGCAGAAGAAGGGUCUGGCUGCGAAGCUGGAACUGGCCAAGUUUCUCCAGGAGACCAUCGCUGAGAUGGCCCAAAGGAACAAAGCAAAAGCUCAGACUGAAGACGAGACCCAGAGAUUCUCCACAUAUGUUCAGAAGGUUCGGGGAACAGGCGAGCAGCCCUCCACAAAGGAGAUCGUCCGCUUCUCAAAGCUGUUUGAGGACGAGCUGACCCUUGAGCACCUAGAGCGCCCCCAGCUGGUUGCUCUGUGCAAGCUGUUGGAGCUCCAGCCCAUCGGCACUAACAACCUGCUGCGCUUCCAGCUCAUGAUGAAACUAAGAAACAUCAAGUCGGACGAUGAGAUGAUUGCAGCAGAGGGCGUGCCGGCCAUGAGCGUGUCAGAGUUGCAGGCGGCGUGUCGUACUCGUGGGAUGAGGUCUCUGGGUCUCACCACCGACCAGCUCCGUCAGCAGCUGCAGCAGUGGCUGGAUCUGCACCUGAAGGAGAACGUCCCCCCGUCGCUGCUGCUGCUCUCCAGAGCCAUGUAUCUGACCGACAUCAAACCCAAACCCCACGUCAUCCCGCCCGUUCCCAAACUAGAGAAGGCAGCUCCUCCUCCUGCUGAGAGCGCAGCAGCAAACUCAGCCUCUACCAGCGCAGAACGGCUGGCAGACCCCGCCGUCAUCAUCAAAGACAGACCGGUGGAGGAGCUGCGGGACCCGGCCCCUGUGGUGUUGGACAAACCUUUAACUCCUGCCGAGGUCCUUCAGGCUAAAGCAGCAACAGAGGUGUCCCAGAAGAGCAAGAUGAGCGCCAACGGCGCGUGAAGAGGGGCGGAGGUGCCGCUCAGACGCGCGUCUCCAGAGGGAGAAGAAGUGUCAGACGACGCCCCACUGUGGGCCCACUCCCACCUCCUGUGUUCGGACCUGUGUCCGAUCCAGGAGGUCUUUUUUUUUCUGUCCGUUUCAUCUUCUGAUUACUGAACCUUUGCUUCGCCUUCAUGUUUGCCCACUUUAAGCCCUGAAACAUUUCACCGGACUGAACCGGACCGACGGCGGCGUCUUCGACCUAACGCGUGGGAGGAGACCCUCAGACCGGUCUCUGUCGUUCCUCAUCAGCUGUCUGAUCAUCCCCUGCUCCUCUGUGUACAUUUGUAAAUAUUAUGUAUAUUUUUCUCUCUCUGUCGCACCACAGAAGCAGCAGCUUUGUACAGUUUGCUAUGCAAAGGUCAGCACUUUCUCUCGUAUCAGUCUGAUGGUUUUUAUUUGCUGAUGGUUUUUAAAAUUCCCCAGAGAAACUUCGCUGAAACCUCUUGGUCCAGUCGUCGACCCACGUUCAGUUCUCUGUCCUAAUCGUCCAAAAAAGAAGGUUAUAUAUUAAAAAUAGAUUCACUUUAAUAUAUGCAGAAUGUCAGAAAUCCUCUUUUUCUGUCUCUACUGGGUAAUGCGGUUAAUAUUUUCUCCCCCCCGCUGCUAGAUUCAGCAAAUGAAGACUGGUACAGACCUGCAGGAGGUCCAGCUCCUUAAAACUUUGGCUGUUUAGCUGCAGUCCGUCUUUGCUGGUAACCCACUGAAAGACAAAUCUGUACAAAGAUGUGCAGAUGUAUAUUUUUUUGCAUAUAUGUUGUAAAAUUUUGUGUUUGAACACUAAAAUGAUGACCUGUCCUUAAAGUAAACGGAGAAUAUACUUGAUGUUAUCCAUAUAGACAUGAUAUGUGAUAUGGGGGGAUCCUGAAGCCACAGAUGAGAUUAUUAUUAUUUUUUUUUUGUAUUGUGGCAAUAAAAGGGGUAAAUUUAUUGUGUACAGAUGGAUUUUCCCACCUUCAGUCAUUUUUGUUUCUUUUUGAUUUGGAAGAUUUCCUGUUUCCCCGUAUAAAUCCUGACAGCGACGCAGUCCGGAUCUCGUUUCUGUUUACCUGCAAGCCCUGGGGCGUCUAAAUGAAAUGAGAGGAUGUUUUUUUUUUUUUUGUUUGUUUGUUUUUUUUCUCAACCGUUCUUGGGUUUAAGUGUGUGUGCCAAACGCUUAAAGUUGCUUUAAUCCUGUCUCAGAUACAACGUGCAGUUUGAUUGGGGUGUCUAGUUUUCUGCACUUCCUGUUUUGCUCCGUAUGAAUCUGUUCUGACGCAGAUGGAAAAAAUUGUCUGUUUUUAAGCCGAACUCUAAAGGCAGUCUGUAAAAGACGAAAAAACAAAACAAAAAAAAAGUCAAUAUACUGUAGCUACUUUGCUGUGUGUGCGUGCUCUGCAAGAUCUAAAAACAAAAUCUAGAACUUCUCCUGAAUAUUAAUGUGGAUUCUCGCCUCUCCCUCCUGACAGCAGGGGUUAAGUGAGGGUUAUUGCAGCUGCGACCGCAUCAGAACAUGCAGCGCUGCAGCUCCACGUCGCUGCAGCGGCAUCCUCAGCUGAAAGGUUUUCAGACCGGUGCUUAAUGGAGCGUUUCUUCUCGUUUGUCCCCGAUGCCUUCGUUGUCAACCUUGUCCAUCUGUCUUUGUUUCUCCGUUGUCGGUAUCAGACUGUGGUUCUGUCAGGAAACUGUAUCAGCUGCAGACACUGGUGGAGUUUUUUUUUUUGUUUGUUUGUUUGUUUACGGCUCAAACGCGUCUGCUGUCUGGUUAAUCUUGCAUCAAUGUCCCAGAGCGAUGAUGAAACAAAAUUCAUGAAAUUAAACAUCAUACAACCCUUUAAA